Messenger RNA from Chaetomium fimeti, 1200 nucleotides. RefSeq lists its product as uncharacterized. The coding region runs from base 1 to 1200 and encodes 399 amino acids. The transcript is spliced from 6 exons. The record is from RefSeq and is a predicted model, not a curated record. Lineage: Eukaryota; Fungi; Ascomycota; Sordariomycetes; Sordariales; Chaetomiaceae.
AUGGCCGCCGCAGAGAGUGCUGCCGGUUUAAACAUCAUCGACCAUGACAAGGGGCCGGCGAUUCUCGCCACUUCCAUCACCGUCACCGCCCUCAGCACCUUGUUCGUUGCUGCCCGGUUAUUCACCCGCGCUCGCAUCAUUGGCAAGCUGUAUCUGGAUGACUACUUCAUCUCCAUAUCCAUGAUCUGCAGCUGGGUUACCGUCGGAAUAACAGCCAAAGCAGUUUCGUACGGGAGUGGCCGACACGCGGCUCUCUUGACGGAGUAUCAGUUCUCUCAUGCUAUCUUGUGGACCAUGGUCGCCUUCCUGCCUGGGAUCUUGUCGUUUGCGGUACCCAAGCUCGCCGUCGUGGCGUUGUUGACGCGCAUGAUGAACCCAAGCAGAACGCACGCCGUCAUAAUGUGGACUGUGGCCAUCGUGUGCCUGAUCAGCUUGAUGGGCUGCGUUGGCAUCCUCUUUGGGCAAUGCACACCCACCCAUUCCACGUGGACCUUUAGCGUCAAGGGAGAGUGCUGGAGCCCCAUGAUAUUGGUUAAUUAUUCCAUCUAUGCAGGAUCGUUUUCCGCCUUCACCGAUCUCUACUUUGCCGUAUAUCCUGCGAUCGUGCUCUGCGGCCUGCAGUUGAACAUCAGGAAGAAGAUCGCUCUCUCCUGCGCGUUGGGAAUUGGUUCAGUCGCUACAAUCGUCGCCAUUUACAAGACAACGCGUAUCCCCGGUCUUGCCAGCCCGGACUUUGUUUAUGACACCGCUGAUCUCACGAUCUGGACCGCUAUUGAAGGUUCCACCUUGAUGAUCGCGUCCUCGAUCCCGAUCCUGAAGCCGCUCAUGGACCUCGUCUUUGGUCGCCGCGCUUUCUCCUCCAACGACUCCAACGAAAGGUAUGAAAAGUACGAUCGGUCGCGCAGCGGAAAGGAUGAGUCGGGCGUGGAGCUCUCAAAACGCUCUCGCAAGCGCGGUCGGCCUAUGGACACGGCCAUUUCACAGCUAGAGACGGCCGUCGACUCGACCAGCUACGAGGAACACCGCAAGAGCGCCGACCAGGACAGCCAGACGAACAUUGUGUCCAGCACGUCCGAACCACCCGCGUCGGUACCAGCAACACCGCCUCUCGGAGCGAUCCGGCGAACGGACCGUGUCACGGUGACUACUUCCUACGGGGAGGAUCCAGAAAGGGGGCUCCCAAUGAGCCGAUGGGGGUAG